Eurytemora carolleeae is the source of this 2378-nucleotide messenger RNA. Its product is annotated as cell wall protein IFF6. Bases 134 to 2257 code for a protein of 707 amino acids. The record is from RefSeq and is a predicted model, not a curated record. The transcript is spliced from 11 exons. Lineage: Eukaryota; Metazoa; Arthropoda; Copepoda; Calanoida; Temoridae.
UUAUUUUUAAUUAAUUAGUUACUCCGCAUGUCUUGAGUGUGUUUAACGAAUUAGAACGUUAUUCCUAAAGAUUGAUGUGGAGAGUAGAGAAGAGUAUAUAACAGUGUAGUUUCACAUUUCUUCUAGAUCUGUAAUGAUCUUCAUCUAUUCUUCAGUUCUGAACAUCCUUGCUCAGGUGACUACAGGAUCCCAAAUUAUUGAAACUCGGAAAGGAAACUUUUUCCUCCAACUUGAGCCUCAGAAUGGUAGAGGAUAUGGAAAGGGUUUGGAUGUCCGGAGGCCACCCAAGCCAACCGGAGGAGAUGAUUAUGCAGAAACCCCUCCACCCAGAGGUUACAGUUUGCAGCCUCCAAUCCCUAGAGGAUAUGCCUCCGAAAUAGAGUCCUCUAUUGACCCUACUAUUCAAACUCCAGAUCCGCUUGGAGUAAUUGAACCUGGAGUACUUGGACCUGGGGUACCUGGACCUGGAGUACCUGCUCCUGGAGCUGAAGGGUUUAAUAGCAAGCAGAAGAUUGAACAGGAAGCAAUGAAGAUUAUGAGUGAAACUAAGGCAGAAUUCCACGAUGAGAAAGAAGAUACCAAAUGUCAAUAUAAAAACUGGGGACCCUUUGCAGCAUGCUCUAAACUCGAAACUGGUAAAUGUCGUCAGGCGAGAGUAAGGGAACCCAUGUUUCCGGAACAAUGUGAUAGAUUAAGCAUUGAAGCUAAGGAAUGUAAUUGUGAAUCUGUAAUUGAUAACCCUGAAAACCCUACUGGAACUAACUGGGAGAAUAGAGAACCUAGCAAGGAAAGUUCUAAGGAUGUCAAAGAAACUACUGAAACCUUAAUGGAAAUGUCAUCUACAAAACUGUCUAAUAUAGGUUCAACCAUCCCUUUACAAAAAAUCAACUCAACUGAAUCUACUACCUUAGCUGCUGAUAUCAACCCAGCAGAAUAUACUACUGCAGCUGCUGCUGAGAUCAAUCCAGCUGAAUCUACUACUGGAGCUACGGCGGUUAUAAACUCGGCAGAAUCUACUACUGGAGCUGUUACUGAUAUCAACCCAGCUGAAUCUACUACUUCAGCAGCUGAUAUCAACCUAGCAGAAUCUUCUACUGCAUCAGCUGAUAUCAACCCAGCAGAAUCUACUAAUUCAGCUGCUGAUAUCAACCCAGCAGAAUCUACUUCUUCAGCUGCUGAUAUCAACCCAGCAGAAUCUACUACUGCAGCUGUUUCUGAGAUCAACUCAACUGAAUCUACUACUGCAGCUGCUACUGAGAUUAACCCAGCUGAAAGUUCUACAACUGCUUUCACUUCAGCUGACAAGAUAUCUUCAAAUGAAACUUCUACUACCAAUUAUGGUGAGACCAAUGCAGACAAAAUUACUACUGCUUAUGGACAUACCAACACAGAUGAAACUGCUACCACCGCUUAUGGAGUGACCAGCAAAGAUGAAACGUCUACUACUGCUUAUGUUGAGACCAACUCAGCUGAAACUUCUAAUACCCCUUAUGGAGAGCAAAGCAUAAAUGAAACGUCUACAACUGCUUAUGUGGAGACCGAUACAGAUGAAAAAGAUGAUACUGCUAAUGAAGAGCAAAACACAAAUAUAACUGCUACUACUGCAUAUGGAGAGCAUAAUACAACUACUGUAGCUAGUGAGAUUAACACAGAUAAAAGUACUGCUGAAAUCGGCGAGAUUAGCACAGAUGAAACUGCUACUACCACAGCAGAUAAUUAUACAAUUUUACCUAUCAUCCAAAAUGAAACAGAUGAUGCUGCACCAGGAGAUCUAGCAUCUACCAUAGCAUCAGAUUUGGAAACAACUGAAUCAGAGCAACCAACCACAAUGGCAUCUGAAAAUGGAGCAAAUGAGACAGCAUCUUCCUUGGGCCAAGAAGUAGAAACUAAUACAACAAAUACUGGAGAUAAAGCCUUGAAUAUGACCAUAUCACCUGAAUUAGGAGCAAACCACACUGAUCAAACUCAAUCUAGCACAAGUACAUCAGAAGCAGGAACUAAUGAAGGAGAUGAAUCAACAACAAUAGCAUCGACUGAAACAGGACCCAACAGAAAAGAUUCAGAUGAGUUAGAAGAUACUAGUACACUAGCAACAGCCACCACCUUGGGGUCAGAAAAUUGGACUUCUGGAAAAAAUGCUUCUGAAGAAUUAAAAAAAGGUUACACUGAAGAGAAAGUAGAUGAGGAAGGAUCAACUGGAGGUUAUGAUGAAGGAAGUGGAGACAAAGCGGAAGGAUCAGGCGAAGAGAGAAGAUGAAAAAUUUACUCAUGAGUCAUGACUAAUCAUUCUAGCAUCCAAAAUAUACUGGAAAAAUAAAUAUUUUAGCUCAAAUUAAUAAAUACUUUUUGUAGUACAGAAAAUAAAGAUUAAAAUUACA